Molecule: messenger RNA, 2292 nt
Organism: Yarrowia lipolytica CLIB122
Lineage: Eukaryota; Fungi; Ascomycota; Dipodascomycetes; Dipodascales
Biological process (GO): positive regulation of transcription by RNA polymerase II
Cellular component (GO): nucleus
Molecular function (GO): transcription cis-regulatory region binding; DNA-binding transcription factor activity, RNA polymerase II-specific; zinc ion binding
Source: RefSeq, a predicted model, not a curated record
AUGUCCAAAAAAUCGACCUCGCCGCCGUCGUCGCCAUCGUCAGCCGGCUCGUCGUCCAAGCCCAAAAAACCUGACCCGGCCGUACGCAAGACCAGAUCGAAAACAGGCUGUUUGACAUGCCGAAGACGGCGGGUAAAGUGCGACGAGGCUCGGCCAACGUGUAUGAAUUGCAUCAAGGCUGGCCGCAAAUGCGACUACAACAUGCGACUUUCGUUCCGGUCGGGCCUAUCGUCCAAGCUCAUGCAGCAGAUUGGGAAAACAGAGGUGGGCGAACAAGUGAUGGACUUUUCGGAUACAGAUACCCUGCGGUUUGCACACACGGAAAGCGUGCCGGCCAGCUCACAGCAACCGCCGCUGUAUGUGAACUUUCCCGUCAAGGAGGAGUCACAAUCGGAAGGCAGGCUCGAUCGGGAAGUCCCUAGAUUCCAGGUGGUCAAAAAGGAGGAUCUCGAGCAUGAGUGGAGAGUGGAGACGGUGACGGAGGGAACAGUAACCGAGCUGGCAGACACAACAGAUGAGCACAGAAAACAGACCGGGGAGGUCCCAGUCCAUCAGCAACAGCAGCCUGCCCCUGUGGUUUUCCAGGCCUACGAGCCGGAUUGCAAACAACCAAAGACAGUGGUGGAUGUGCAAGUCGAACAAGUGCCGCCUCUUCAGCGCGACAUGCUGCACUAUGUCCCGUCAGCGACGGAGUCGCCUCUGUCAAACCCCAUCGCCAUCUUCCUGCUCAGAGAGUAUGUGUACAAGCACGGUCAGGGUAUCUCAUGCUACGACAGAUACAACGUGUCUCCUGCGUCGAUCUUCGAUGAUGUCAACCACCACAGCUUGCGGGGCAUUUCAAACUUCUGGACCUUCGAUGUCCCACUGGCAGCUCUCACCUGUGAUUUCUUACUACAUGCCGUGCUAGCUUGGUCGGCCUUGAACCACUCCAUGUUCGCCCCCGAAGACUCACAGUACAAGCUGCUUGGCAUGGAGCAUUACCACACAUCCAUUCAGUUGCUUUCAUCUGAGAUCCGCAUGGGCACCUACAAACACAAUCCAAUGCCUGCUGCUGCCACAUGUUUGAUUCUGGCAUUCUUUGAGACAUAUUGUGGCGAUCUGGGCAACUGGUUUAGACACAUGACCGGUGCCCAUGAGAUCAUCCGAGAAACCACUCUGUCUGAGCUAUCUCAUAUUGGAGAGGUUCACUCCGUUUUCGGCCUCCAGCAGCUGGAGUUGUUGUAUUCAUAUCUCCGUAUGGAUAUCAUGCAUUCUAUAGUGGGUGGAACCGGAACUUUUGCUCCCUGGCAGUUUUGGGCUUCGGUUCCUUCAAGAGUGGCGUCCAACCCUGCAGUCUAUGCAAACGACGAGAUUCUCAAGAUAUUUGCACGAAUCUGUUUCUACAUUGAGGAGGAGAAUGUUCGAAAGCGGGGCGGCACAGUCCAGCAGUCGAAUGAGCGAUUCAACGAGAGUCUCAGCAAGUGGAAAGAGCUCAAAGACAUUAUUGCUCAGUUCAGAAACACAUUUUCUGGUCUUCUGGCACCCCAGCCUCUUCGUGGACCACCGGAACUGUCUCCCUUUGGUCCUAAAUCUAACCGAGCCAGUUACCACCAUGAUCUUGUGGCAGCAUUUCUCGCUACAGCUGAAAUUCUGUUGCAUCGAAUCGAUCCCAACGUGCCCGUGAUGGGAUUUGCAGCAAUUCCGUUCACAGCAAAGGCGUGUAUAGAGCCUAUGCUGGAGGUGAUUCGUAGCCUGCCGGUCUCUCCCAAGUCGUUUAUGGUGUCUGAUAUUUACACCACCGACCAGACCGGUAUAUGUCUGAGUCACGGUGAAAAGCUGCAGAUACUAUGCUCUUUCACCGUGCCUUUCUUCUUGGCAGCUGUUCAGGUGAUGGAGCCUGCUCAGCAUGAGUUUGUUGCCUGCUGGUUUCAGGAUAUGUACCAGAGUACUGGUUUCAAGACUGCUCUGAUUAUCAAGAACUCGCUGCUUCGAGGAUGGUCCGAUGCGCGAAAACGAAUGGCUGCGCGAUCUGCUUCUGCCUCUCCCGCGUCUGCUUCUGAGUCGCCCGAGAGCGUGGUUUCCCCCGAGUCUUCCACCUCUUCUGUUACAGAGGGCAAACCCCGAAUCCGGAUGGAUAAUGGUACGUUAAUGGGCUACGAUGGCAAGCCUGUGGACUCGGUGUCUGAUCCAGCCAACCGGGUGAGAUUUGCGCAUGGAGUUCUUGGGGACACGACGGAGAUGAUACAGAAGUUGAAACUGAGCGAGAGUGAGAGUGAUGGCCACAGUCCCCAGUCGCAGCAGGAGCACCUGUGA